This is a messenger RNA of Capsella rubella, 2077 nucleotides long. Its product is annotated as lycopene epsilon cyclase, chloroplastic. Gene Ontology annotation, biological process: carotenoid biosynthetic process. The record is from RefSeq and is a predicted model, not a curated record. NCBI's taxonomy places the organism in Eukaryota, Viridiplantae, Streptophyta, Magnoliopsida, Brassicales, Brassicaceae. The transcript is spliced from 11 exons. Gene Ontology annotation, molecular function: oxidoreductase activity, acting on paired donors, with incorporation or reduction of molecular oxygen. The coding region runs from base 185 to 1774 and encodes 529 amino acids.
AUUGUGAGAAAAUUUUGCUGAGAUUUUUUUCCAAAUAUUCCAAAAGGGAAAAAAUUAGAUUCCUCUUUCUGGUAGAUAUAAAUCACCUCACUAGUACUAUAACAAUGGUGUGAGAGAUUCUCAUCUUCUUGCUGAAGAUAUUUUCUAUCAUCUAUUUCAUUUAUUUUAUUCUGGGAGGAGAGAAAUGGAGUGUGUUGGGGCUAGGAAUUUCGCUGCAAUGGCGGUCUCAACAUUUCCGUCGUGGAGUUCUCCGAGGAAAUUCCCGGUGGUUAAGAGAUACAGCUUUAGGAAUAUUCGUUUCGGUUUGUGUAGUGUCAGAGCUAGCGGCGGCGGAAGCUCCGGUAGUACUGAGAGUUGCGUGGCGGUGAGAGAGGGUUUCUCUGACGAAGAAGAUUUUGUGAAAGCUGGUGGUUCUGAGAUCUUGUUCGUUCAAAUGCAGCAGAACAAAGACAUGGAUGAACAGUCUAAGCUUGUUGAUAAGUUACCUCCUAUAUCAAUUGGGGAUGGUGCUUUGGACCUAGUGGUUAUUGGUUGUGGUCCUGCUGGUUUAGCCUUGGCUGCGGAAUCAGCUAAGCUAGGACUUAAAGUUGGACUGAUCGGUCCAGAUCUUCCUUUCACUAACAAUUACGGUGUUUGGGAAGAUGAAUUCAAUGAUCUUGGCUUGCAAAAAUGUAUUGAGCAUGUUUGGAGAGACACUAUUGUGUAUCUGGACGAUGACAAUCCCAUUACAAUUGGCCGUGCUUAUGGAAGAGUUAGUCGAUGUUUGCUCCACGAAGAGCUCUUGCGGAGGUGUGUCGAGUCAGGUGUCUCGUACCUUAGCUCGAAAGUUGACAGCAUAACAGAAGCGUCUGAUGGCCUUAGACUUGUUUCCUGUGAAGGCAAUGUCGUCAUUCCAUGCAGGCUUGCCACUGUUGCUUCUGGAGCAGCUUCCGGGAAGCUCUUACAAUACGAAGUUGGGGGACCUAGAGUCUGUGUCCAAACUGCAUACGGCGUGGAGGUUGAGGUGGAAAACAGUCCAUAUGAUCCAGAGCAAAUGGUUUUUAUGGAUUACAGAGAUUAUACAAACGACAAAGCUCGGAGCUUAGAAGCUGAAUAUCCAACGUUUCUGUACGCCAUGCCUAUGACAAAGACAAGAGUAUUCUUUGAGGAGACAUGUUUGGCUUCAAAAGAUGUUAUGCCCUUUGAUUUGUUAAAAAGGAAGCUCAUGUUACGAUUAGAUACACUUGGAAUUCGAGUUCUAAAGACAUACGAAGAGGAAUGGUCCUAUAUCCCUGUUGGUGGUUCCUUGCCAAACACCGAACAAAAGAAUCUCGCCUUUGGUGCCGCGGCUAGCAUGGUACAUCCCGCAACAGGCUAUUCAGUUGUGAGAUCUUUGUCUGAAGCUCCGAAUUAUGCAUCAGUCAUCGCGGAGAUACUAAAACAAGAGUCCACUACUUUCUUAACCAAACAAAUCAACAGUAACAUUUCAAGACAAGCUUGGGAUACUUUAUGGCCACCAGAAAGGAAACGUCAAAGAGCAUUCUUUCUCUUUGGGCUUGCGCUCAUAGUUCAGUUCGAUAUUGAAGGCAUUAGAAGCUUCUUCCGUACUUUCUUCCGCCUCCCAAAAUGGAUGUGGCGAGGGUUUUUAGGAUCAACGUUAACAUCAGGAGAUCUCGUUCUCUUUGCUCUGUACAUGUUCGUCAUAUCACCAAACAAUUUGAGAAAAGGUCUCAUCAAUCAUCUCAUCUCUGAUCCAACCGGAGCAACCAUGAUUCGAACCUAUCUCAGAGUAUGAUUCUCUAAUCAUCUCUUAGGUUUGUUGUGUACAUAUAUGUGGUAUAUCUGAAUAAUCGAUCGAAGAAUGAUAUGUGGAGUACUAGGACGUUGGAAAAACAAACGUGUAUAGAAAAUCUAAGGAGUGAUCCAAAGAAAAAAAAAAUCAGUAAGCGACUGAGAAUUGAGAGAAAAAGACAAUUUGUGAAACGUGUCUUUGAUUGUUUAUGGGAAACUCAAUUUUCUCAUUAAGAGUUUUAGAUUCUAUAAACUUAUGUAUUCUACAAUGCUUACAAGUGAUGUUCAAAAGACAUGUUUCCAUCCA